AUGCGGAAGGUCAGCGACCUUCGUGUCCCCAAGAGCUACAAAGAGGCCAUGGCGUCGGAGCACCGGCACCUUUGGAGCGACUCUAUGCAAAGGGAGUUUUAUGGCUUGUUGGAAGCGGGGACUUUUACUCCGGCGAAGAUGUUGGCUGCUUUGGCGUGCGAGUUGAACCUCGACUUGUGUCAUUUCGAUGUUGAGCAAGCUUUUGUGCGUUCGGAGUUGGAGGAAGACGUGUACAUGCGUUUGCCGCAGGGAUGUGGAGCUCUAUCAGGAAUGAUUGUAAAACUAGGCAAGAGUCUGUAUGGCUUAAGACAGGCAUCUAGGCAGUGGCAUGCAAUGCUGAAGAGGUGUUUGGUGGCGUUAGGAUUUGAGCAGUGCAUGGCCGAUGCUUGUGUGUUUCGUUUGAUUGAGGAUGGAUGUGUUGUUUUGAUUUUGGUUGUACAUGUAGAUGACAUCUUUGCUGUUGGAGAGAGGGAGAGAUGUGAUAAGUUUGGCGCUGACCUUAACAAGUCCGUGCCAGUGAAGAACCUGGGAGAGUUGAGAUGGUAUUCUGGGUGCUUUUACGAGAGGAAUAAGGAGACCGGUAGGUUGACGAUUUCUCAGCAGACUUUCACGGACGAGCUAGCAGCAGAAUAUGGAGUAGUGGGAGGUAGGAGCGUUCCGAUGUCUUCGGGUGUGAAGCUUUCUGAUUUUGAUGCGGAUGAGGUGGCGACAGAGUUUCCGUUUCGUGAGCUGGUAGGAUCGUUGAUGUGGCUGGCGACUCAGACUAGACCAGACAUUGCGAAUGCAGUAAGGGCAGUAGCUAGGUAUUGCGCAUCUCCGAAGCUGGUACACUGGAAUGCAGCGAUGGAUAUUUUGGGCUAUGCGAGGAGGACGAGUCACUUUGGUAUUUCGUUUCAGAGAGGUACGGUAGAGGGAUUCAGCUUGCAGGGAUACGCUGAUGCGGACUUUGCAAGCAAGGCAGCAGACCGUAGGUCGGUAUCAGGGGGGAUCGUGACGUGUGGAGGAGGCGCUGUGUCUUGGUUUUCCAGAACGCAAAAAUGCGUCACGCUUUCGACGACAGAAGCAGAGUACGUCGCGCUAGGCGACGUAGUGAAGGAGAUUUUGUUUUUGAGGCAGAUUUGGCGUUUCAUGUUGCCGCAGGUCGGCAUGCCGUGCAUCCCCGUCUUCGAGGACAACCAGGGGGCGAUUCAACUAGCGCAGAACCCCAUCUCAAACUCGAACUCGAAGCACAUUGAUGUAAGGCACCAUUUUCUCAGGGAACUGGUAGAGAGGAAGGAGAUUUCGGUGAUUCACGUGCCGUCUCCGUACCAGCGUGCAGACUUUCUUACGAAAAGUUUGCCCAAGGAUGCGUUCGAGUCUCACCGUGAUUUUGUGAUGAAUUUGGCAUGA
Messenger RNA from Ectocarpus sp. CCAP 1310/34, 1389 nucleotides. Lineage: Eukaryota; Phaeophyceae; Ectocarpales; Ectocarpaceae. The record is from the annotation of a GenBank genome assembly.